ACCAGAGAGCCUUUUGGAACCGGGGACACCGAGCCCAGGGCCUCCAGAAGCCAGCUGGGAGGCAGCUUUGCUCCCGCUCGCCUGUUUGUGCCCCUUCAGCCCCGCUCUCGGACCCCACGAGGCGGUGAAGCGGCUCCACUUCAGAUACGGCUUCGGGAGGAGCGCGCCAGCCGAGGCCGCCGGCCGCCGCCGCAGGGGCCGCGCGCGAGCAAACCCCGGCCCUGGAGGGGGCCGCCGCCCCACCGGAGGCGGAGCCGCCGCCCGCCGCCUCCCGCCAGCGCGCGGGUUCUCCGCCGAGCGAGGCGCCCACGGGCACAGCAGCGUGCAGGGUCAAAGACAGCCGGCCUCCCAUGUCAGUGGUCUAGGAUGGCCAGUGAAGCCACCAACAUCCCAAGUCCUGUGGUGCGCCAGAUUGACAAGCAGUUUCUGAUCUGCAGUAUAUGCCUAGAACGGUACAAGAAUCCCAAGGUUCUCCCCUGUCUGCACACUUUCUGCGAGAGGUGCCUGCAGAACUACAUUCCCGCCCACAGCCUCACCCUCUCCUGCCCCGUGUGCCGCCAGACAUCCAUCCUGCCCGAGAAGGGGGUGGCCGCGCUCCAGAACAACUUCUUCAUCACGAACCUGAUGGACGUGCUGCAGCGAACGCCGGGCAGCGACGCUGAGGAGUCCUCCAUCCUGGAGACGGUCACCGCGGUGGCUGCGGGAAAGCCUCUCUCUUGCCCAAACCACGAUGGGAAUGUGAUGGACUUUUACUGCCAGUCUUGCGAGACCGCCAUGUGUCGGGAGUGCACUGAGGGGGAGCAUGCGGAACACCCCACAGUCCCCCUCAAGGACGUGGUGGAGCAGCACAAGGCCUCGCUCCAGGUCCAGCUGGACGCCGUCAACAAAAGGCUCCCAGAAAUAGAUUCUGCCCUUCAGUUCAUCUCAGAAAUCAUUCAUCAGUUAACCAACCAAAAGACCAGCAUUGUGGAUGACAUCCAUUCUACCUUUGACGAGCUCCAGAAGACUCUGAACGUGCGCAAAAGUGUGCUGCUUAUGGAACUGGAAGUCAACUAUGGCCUCAAACAUAAAGUCCUUCAGUCGCAGCUGGAUACUCUGCUCGAGGGGCAGGAAAGUAUAAAGAGCUGCAGCAACUUCACGGCGCAGGCCCUCAACCAUGGCACGGAGACGGAGGUGCUGCUCGUGAAGAAGCAGAUGAGCGAGAAGCUGAACGAACUGGCCGACCAGGACUUCCCGCUGCACCCGCGUGAAAACGAUCAGCUGGAUUUUAUCGUGGAGACCGAGGGGCUCAAGAAGUCCAUCCACAACCUCGGGACGAUUUUAACCACCAACGCCGUCGCCUCCGAGACUGUGGCCACGGGCGAGGGGCUGCGGCAGACCAUCAUCGGGCAGCCCAUGUCCGUUACCAUAACGACGAAGGACAAAGACGGCGAGCUGUGCAAGACGGGCAACGCCUACAUCACCGCCGAGCUGAGCACGCCCGACGGCAGCGUGGCGGACGGGGAGAUCCUCGACAACAAGAACGGCACUUACGAGUUUUUGUACACUGUCCAGAAGGAAGGCGACUUCACCCUGUCGCUGCGGCUCUAUGACCAGCACAUCCGAGGCAGCCCGUUCAAGCUGAAAGUGAUCCGGUCGGCCGACGUGUCUCCCACCACCGAGGGCGUGAAGAGGCGCGUGAAAUCCCCGGGGAGCGGCCAUGUAAAGCAGAAAGCGGUGAAGAGACCCGCCAGCAUGUACAGCACUGGGAAGCGAAAAGAGAAUCCCAUCGAAGACGAUCUGAUCUUCCGAGUGGGUACCAAAGGAAGAAAUAAAGGAGAAUUUACAAAUCUCCAAGGGGUAGCUGCGUCUACAAGUGGAAAGAUACUAAUUGCAGAUAGCAACAACCAAUGUGUACAGAUAUUUUCCAAUGACGGCCAGUUCAAAAGUCGGUUUGGCAUACGAGGGCGCUCUCCUGGGCAGCUGCAGCGGCCCACAGGAGUGGCUGUGCAUCCCAGCGGGGACAUAAUCAUCGCAGACUAUGAUAAUAAGUGGGUUAGCAUUUUCUCUUCUGAUGGCAAGUUUAAGACGAAAAUUGGAUCCGGAAAGUUGAUGGGGCCCAAGGGAGUCUCUGUGGACCGCAACGGGCACAUCAUCGUGGUGGACAACAAGGCGUGCUGCGUGUUUAUCUUCCAGCCAAAUGGGAAGAUAGUCACCAGGUUUGGUAGCCGAGGAAAUGGGGACAGGCAGUUUGCAGGUACACUCGAUGGUCCCCAUUUUGCAGCUGUAAAUAGCAAUAAUGAGAUUAUUGUUACGGAUUUCCAUAAUCAUUCUGUCAAGGUGUUUAAUCAGGAGGGAGAAUUCAUGUUGAAGUUCGGCUCAAAUGGAGAAGGAAAUGGGCAGUUUAAUGCUCCAACAGGUGUAGCAGUGGAUUCAAAUGGAAACAUCAUUGUGGCGGACUGGGGAAACAGCAGGAUCCAGGUUUUUGAUGGAAGCGGAUCAUUUUUGUCCUAUAUUAACACAUCUGCUGACCCCCUCUAUGGCCCCCAAGGCCUGGCCCUGACUUCAGAUGGCCAUGUCGUGGUUGCAGACUCUGGAAACCACUGUUUCAAGGUGUACCGGUACUUACAGUAAUGACGGGCAGCCGGACAGCCCCUUACAAAGGUCUUGCACUAUAAACUGGAAUGGAUUUCUCGACGCGGGACCAGAUUACACUAGACUUUCCUUGCUAGAGGGAAUCAUUGGUGAACUUUUCAAGGUUAUUUCUGAAUGUAACUAUUUCCUUAAAAACUGCAUAUCUGAUUUCUGUAUUCACCUUUUAGGGUUUAAAGAAAAGAAAUCCCUUCUACUGAAUCUAUGGAAAUGGCAAAGUUUUACACCUGUGAACUAUGGCUUAUUGGACAGGGAUUUAUGUAGUUGAACUGAUUUUGCAAAUCGAACAGACACUAAAACACAAAACAAAACAAAAAAAACCUGGACUAUGUAAAGGUAUUCAUUAAUCCUGUGAAUGGUAGCUUUUGUGCAGAGCUUCCAAAAACAAAACAAAAU
Molecule: messenger RNA, 3027 nt
Organism: Lontra canadensis (Northern American river otter)
Lineage: Eukaryota; Metazoa; Chordata; Mammalia; Carnivora; Mustelidae
Gene: TRIM2
Product: tripartite motif containing 2
Exons: 12
Coding region: 367-2613 (748 amino acids)
Biological process (GO): protein polyubiquitination; proteasome-mediated ubiquitin-dependent protein catabolic process; negative regulation of translation
Molecular function (GO): protein binding; zinc ion binding; ubiquitin protein ligase activity
Source: RefSeq, a predicted model, not a curated record